Messenger RNA from Gossypium arboreum, 1132 nucleotides. RefSeq names its product ethylene-responsive transcription factor 3-like. Gene Ontology annotation, biological process: regulation of DNA-templated transcription. Bases 323 to 955 code for a protein of 210 amino acids. The record is from RefSeq and is a predicted model, not a curated record. Gene Ontology annotation, molecular function: DNA binding; DNA-binding transcription factor activity. The transcript has a single exon. Lineage: Eukaryota; Viridiplantae; Streptophyta; Magnoliopsida; Malvales; Malvaceae.
AAUCAAUAUCAGUUUAUUGUGUGAACUCUCUCCUCUUGGCGGUGCCAUCCACUUCCCAAUCGCGCCUGUCUUCUUCCUCCCGCUACAAUUCUCUCCCUUUUCUUUCUUUCCCAUUCCCUUUAUUUGCUUUCUUGAUCUUGCUGCUUUCUCCCUUAAUCUUUUUGUCUUUUAAAAUUCGAUUAUAGAUUAGAUUUUGUGGGUUGAUUUGUCUGGGUUGCUUCCUUUUUUUUCUUUUAAUUUGUUAUCUGUUCAUCUGAUUUCUUCGAUUCGCAUUGACCCUUUUAAGGAAUUUGUGUGAAUCUAAAAUUUUGACUGUUUUCCGAUGAGGAGAGGCCGAGUUUCCGCCAACGUAGCUGAGAAACCGGCAGUAGAAAACAACGGAUCUUUAAAAGAACCAAGAUACAGAGGGGUUAGGAAAAGGCCGUGGGGAAGAUUCGCGGCCGAGAUUAGAGACCCAGUGAAAAAGACUCGAGUUUGGCUAGGCACUUUCGAUUCGGCGGAAGACGCCGCUCGAGCCUACGAUGCGGCCGCGAGACAACUCCGUGGACCUAAAGCGAAAACAAAUUUUCCCGUAAAUUCCUCUAAUAUCGCAGCUUUCGCCGACGACGGCCGCCGGUUAUAUCCGGUGGGUGAUUUUGAAGACCCGGUAGUGAACCCGCAAAGACCGACGAGGAGUAGCAUGAGUAGCACGGUGGAAUCUUUUAGUGGGCCGAGACCGGCUCAAGUACCGCCACAGAAGUCGACGGAUUUCGCGGCGGUUUCGACCAGGAAGUAUCGUCCGAGGACGCCGCCUUUGGCGCCGGAGGAUUGUCACAGCGACUGCGAUUCGUCGUCGUCGGUCGUUGAUGAUGGGGUUAUCGCAUCAUCUUCACGUCGGAGAAUGUUGCCUUUUGAUCUCAAUUUUCCACCGUUGGAUGACGCUGAUGAUCUCCAGUGUACUGCUUUAUGUCUUUGAUCACGAUGAUGAUGAUGAUGAUAAAUUAUUAAUUUUCCCUUUUUUUUUCUUAAAAAAGGAAAAAGAAAAAGAAAAAGAAAGAACACAAGACAUGAUUGAUGAAACUGGUCCUAAUUCGUAUUUGUAUGAAGCCUGGCUUUGAUUUUUAUCACAUAAUGAUGAACUUUGUUGUUAGAA